AUGUUGUGGUGGCAGAAGCUCCUGGGGCGCAACAGCACCAAUGAGGAUGCGAGUGAGGAUGAACGGGCUUCAUUGCUUGAUAAGAAGCCUACGUUCGAAGAAAUGACAAUUACCACCUCCGCAAAGUACGUCAACGGUGAGAAUGUCAUGGCGCACAUCGUCGUGGAGACCAAGCGCAUUGAUGACCGAGGACACACCGGCGUCAGUAAAUGUGAUUCGAACAGCACUACGGAAACCAGACAUUCUGGACUUAGCUCUAUCAGCCUUUCAGAUCAGAGUACAAUUGUUGAGGAUGCGAAGGCCCCAGAAGAACCAGAACUGUUUGCUGUUAGCUCUCCAUAUGUUGACGACUCAACCGGCGGGCGGAUGGUUAGACUCUACUACGAGCUCUCAGUAAGCCUCGAUGACCUUGAGCUCAGAUGCCUUGAAUCUCGUAUCCCAGAGACUGACGAUGAUUCAAUUGAGGCCCUCUUUCGCUAUCGAGGAGAGGAUUUUUGGCUACAUGUUCCUUAUGCUUAUGCCAAAGCUCGAAUGGUUUUAAUGGGCGUAUACAGAAUGGUCUGA
Aspergillus pseudoviridinutans is the source of this 564-nucleotide messenger RNA. RefSeq lists its product as uncharacterized. NCBI's taxonomy places the organism in Eukaryota, Fungi, Ascomycota, Eurotiomycetes, Eurotiales, Aspergillaceae. Bases 1 to 564 code for a protein of 187 amino acids. The record is from RefSeq and is a predicted model, not a curated record. The transcript has 2 exons.